Messenger RNA from Ricinus communis (castor bean), 2171 nucleotides. Its product is annotated as putative disease resistance RPP13-like protein 1. The transcript is spliced from 3 exons. The record is from RefSeq and is a predicted model, not a curated record. NCBI's taxonomy places the organism in Eukaryota, Viridiplantae, Streptophyta, Magnoliopsida, Malpighiales, Euphorbiaceae. Gene Ontology annotation, biological process: defense response to other organism. Gene Ontology annotation, molecular function: ADP binding. The coding region runs from base 1 to 1695 and encodes 564 amino acids.
AUGGCUGAUAUCGUGGCGUCAAUAGCUAAGGCUUUGGUACUUGACAUGGGUGAUAAUGUUGUUGACUUCUUCAAGGGCUCAACUCUGAAGGUACUGCUCGAGAGACUGUCUGUCCAGAUGAGGGCUGCCAAAGCUGUGCUUGAUGAUUAUCAGAUUACUGACGAACGUGGAAAACGGUGGCUUUACCGGCUUAGAGAAGCUAGUUAUGACGCUGAAGAUUUGUUGGAUGAAAUUACUUAUAAUGCUCUGGGAUCCGAGUUGGAAGCUGGCUCUCCCGAACAGGUGCGGGAAUUGUUCCUUUCUCGGACGGUAGAGCAAAAUUUGGAGGCUAUGAUUGAUGAAUUGGAUGGUAUAUUAGAUGACGUUGAGUUUAAAGAGACGAUUACUAAGGGAGAGAAUCAAUCAGCAGGGGGAAUGCUGACAACUUCUCGUCCAGAAGAUAACGCAUCGGCUAUUUAUGGUCGGGAGGCUGAUAAGGAUGCCAUGAUGAGUCUGCUGUUAUCCGAUGAUCCAAGUGAAGACGAUGUAGGUCUUAUUCGCAUUGUGGGUAUGGCUGGGGUUGGUAAAACCACCUUUGCUCGCUUUCUCUACAAUGACCAGAGAGUGCGAUGCCAUUUUGAACUUCAAGCAUGGGUCUCCCUUACAAGGCUGUAUGCUGUUGACAAGGUAAUGCAAGUUAUUAUCCAGAGAUUCACAGGGGAUCCUUGUUAUAUCAGCGAAUUAAGUGCGCUUCAAACUACGUUGACAGAGUUUUUAACAAAAAAAAGGUUCUUGCUUGUUUUAGAUGAUGAAGGUUGGAACCAUGAUGAAGAUUGGCGCAUUUUGCUCUCACCUUUGAGGUGUGGAGUAAGGGGAAGCAAGAUCAUUGUGACUACAAGCAAUGGUGCAUUAUCAAACAUGUGCACUGGUCCUGUUCAUCAUCUGAAAGAAUUAACUGAUGAGGAUUGUUGGUCCUUGUUUUCACGAUAUGCAUUUGAUGGUGUAGAUUUCAGAGCCCAUCCUGACUUAGAAGAGAUCGGUAGAGCAAUAGCAAAAAAGUGCAAAGGCCUACCUUUGUCGGCAAAAAUACUUGGGAAAUUCCUGCACACCAAAAGAGAUGCUUUAGAAUGGAAAAACAUAAUGUAUACAAUAGCUCGGAAUUUGGACGUGGGUGCCAACAUUCUUCAAAUUCUAAAAUUGAGCUAUAACUAUCUCCCACCACAUGUAAGGCAUUGUUUAGCUUACUGCUCCAUUUUCCCUAAAAAUUACAGGUUUCAAAAGGAGGAACUGAUUCAUUUAUGGAUGGCAGAGGGUUUAUUGGUCCAAUCCGAAGGCAAAAAACAUAUAGAAGAAGUGGGUGAGGAGUGCUUCCAGCAAAUGGUAUCAAGAUCAUUUUUCGAGCAAUCAAGUAUUAAUCCAUCCUCCUUUGUUAAGCAUGACUUGGCUACAGACGUGGCUGCAGAUUCAUACUUUCAUGUGGAUCGGGUUUAUUCAUAUGGCAGUGCUGGAGAGGUUCGUCGUUUUCUAUAUGCAGAAGAUGAUUCCCGUGAACUGUUUGAGCUCAUCCAUAGACCUGAAUCUUUGCGCACCUUCUUCAUUAUGAAGCGGUCCAAUUGGAUGCGGUAUAAUGAGUUUCUUCAUCUGUUUGCCAAAAGAGAAGGGCAAGAUCCAUAUACAGUUACUCAAGAAGCUGCAAGAAGAAGAGCUGUAAGUUAAGAAGCGGGGGAGGAAGAGCAGCAAGACAAGGUCCAUGAGGGGAAGGAGGACAUAAAAGGUGCUGAAGGGCUACGAGCAGCAAGGUUAAAUUUCUAUAGAACAUUUCAAACCAUACGUGAGAAAAGGUUUUCUUGCGAUUGUGAGCCAUUGUUUUGGAGAAGGUUAGGAAACAGCCACAUGCAUAAAGAGGCCUUUCACUCUCUUGAACAUUGCAAGGCAUGUUUAGUCUUUAACAUGUUAAAAUGUCACUCCUGGACUGUUUACAAUAAUUUAUAAAAAGCCACCAAAUUUCAUUAAGGGAUUGUGCUCAUUUCAUUUGGUUCUGAGAUUGUGUUCAACCAUUUGUUGUAAUUUGUAAAUCCACUUUAAGACUUUGCAGUUAAGAAAGGGGCACAGAGUAUAUAAGCACUUCAAAAUUGCUUAUUUUCCUUGUAGGUUUUUAAGGUGACCAUUAUAUUAGAGCGGAAUUUUAACUA